AUGUCACGCGACGGCGCCAGCAACGACGAAAAAGCCGGCGCCGACGACACGCUGCACUUUCUCAACCACGAGCACGACAGCAUCCUCUCGCUGUCGCUGCGGUACGGCGUGCCCCAGGACGCCCUGCGCCGCGCCAACCACAUCCACAGCGACCACCUGCUGCUCGCCCGCAAGACGGUCCUUAUCCCCGGCGCCUUUUACAAGGCCGGCGUCAGCCUCUCCCCGCGGCCCGUCGAGGGCGAGGCCGAGGAGCUGCGCAAGAGCAAGAUUCGCCGUCUCAUGACGGCCUGCAAGCUCGUCGACUACGCCGUGGCCCAGCUAUACCUCGAGCAGGCGGGCUACAACCUCGAGCGCGCCGUCGACAGCUACGUCGGCGACGAGGCCUGGGAGCAGGCGCAGCGUGAUAAGAGCAAAAAGAAAUCAUAUUGGUUCUUCGGCAGCACGAGAUAG
This is a messenger RNA of Cordyceps militaris CM01, 450 nucleotides long. RefSeq names its product Peptidoglycan-binding lysin domain. The record is from RefSeq and is a predicted model, not a curated record. The coding region runs from base 1 to 450 and encodes 149 amino acids. Lineage: Eukaryota; Fungi; Ascomycota; Sordariomycetes; Hypocreales; Cordycipitaceae. The transcript has a single exon.